This is a messenger RNA of Hermetia illucens (black soldier fly), 1918 nucleotides long. Its product is annotated as 4-hydroxybutyrate coenzyme A transferase. Gene Ontology annotation, cellular component: mitochondrion. NCBI's taxonomy places the organism in Eukaryota, Metazoa, Arthropoda, Insecta, Diptera, Stratiomyidae. Gene Ontology annotation, biological process: acetate metabolic process. The transcript is spliced from 5 exons. The record is from RefSeq and is a predicted model, not a curated record. Gene Ontology annotation, molecular function: acetate CoA-transferase activity. The coding region runs from base 188 to 1606 and encodes 472 amino acids.
AGAUCGACAAUCGACAUAAAUUAGAACUAGUUGUUUUUUACGCUCAUUGGUGAGCGCUCGUAUUUGGUGUAGGCCGAGAAGUCCUUCCGGGCGAAGUUCAUCUAAUAAAGAAAUUCUUCACAGUGAUUCUAUUUUUGUGGUUCCUUGCUCGAUAAUUUUACGUUAACUCGAAGUGUUUUCAACGAAAAUGGCCCUUCUAGCAUCUAAAUUCGCAUCGCGGGUUACUGGUUUCUCUCCAUUGGCCGCUCAACGUUCUAAUAAUUAUUUUACGUAUGUCAACGAAAUUUCCCAUCCUCUGAAGCGGGAACCAAAAAUCGUGAAGUCUGCGGUUGAGGCAGUAAGUUCCAUCAAAUCAGGCCAAACUGUCUUUUGUUCGGGCGCUGCAGCAACACCAAUCGACCUACUCAAUGGCAUGGUUGAACAUGGCGUUGCUAAUAAACUGCAAAAUAUUACGGUCUGCCAUAUGCACACGGAAGGUCCUGCUAAAUAUUGUGACCCAGAAUAUAAAGACAUCUUCCGUUCAUGCUCAUUCUUCAUGGGAGCAAAUGUACGGAAAGCGGUUGCGGACGGUCGGGGCGAUAAUGUCUCAAUAUUCUUACAUGAAAUUCCCAAACUAUUCCAUCAAAGAAUCGUCAAGCCUGACGUAGCCUUAAUUCACGUAUCACCCCCGGAUAACCAUGGAUAUUGUUCGCUAGGCACAAGUGUGGACUGUGUUCGAGCUGGCCUUCAAUACUCAAAAACGAUUGUCGCACAAAUCAACAAAAAAAUGCCACGAACCUUCGGUGAUGCAAUCAUUCAUCAAUCGCAUAUUGAUUAUGCUAUUGAAAUCGACAAACCAUUGCCUCAGCAUGGAACAGGAGAAAUAAGUGAGGCUGAAAAAAAAAUCGGUUGCCUUAUCGCUGAAAAUCUUGUGGAAGAUGGUGCUACUUUACAAAUGGGUAUCGGAAGUAUCCCUGAUGCUGUUUUGGCUGCAUUGCACAAUCAUAAGGACUUGGGUAUCCACUCUGAAAUGUUUGCAAACGGCGUGGUUGAUCUUGUGGAGAACGGAUGCGUGACAAACAACCAAAAGAAAUUCCAUAAGGGCCGCAUCGUUGGAUCAUUCUUAAUCGGAUCACAGAAACUAUAUGACUUUGUUGAUAAUAAUCCAUUUAUUGAAAUGAUGGAAGUCGACUAUGUAAAUAGCGUCCCAAUUAUUGCUCGCAACCCAAAAAUGACUGCCAUCAACUCUUGCAUUGAAGUAGAUCUUACCGGACAAAUCUCAUCAGAUUCAAUUGGUACAAGAUUCUACUCAGGGUUCGGCGGUCAAGUCGACUUCAUUCGAGGCGCUGCUGAGGGAUUUGACGGCAAAGGAAAACCAAUUAUUGCUAUGCAAUCAACAAGCCCGAAGGGAGUUUCUAAAAUUGUACCAGUGUUGAAAGAAGGCGCUGGUGUUGUGACGACUCGUGCUCACGUACAUUACGUUGUAACUGAGUACGGUGUUGCUCCGCUAUUCGGCAAAACUAUGCGACAACGUGCCCAUGCCCUCAUCCAAAUUGCACACCCCGAUAGCAGGGAAGAACUAGAGAAAGCGGCAUUCGCCCGUCUAAAAUGCAUGCCAACUCCUUAAACUACUGUAACCUAAUGUUAUUUUAAACUCUCUUUGCAUUUCCUACACAUUAUGUUUUAAUUGUUUUAUUCGUUACCAGGGGAACCGCAAGGUUCACGAGCAAAUUAUUGAUAAUUGUUUAUUGAAAUUGUGAUUAUUUUCUUAUUGCGUUCGGUUGCGAAGUAGACAAUUGUAAUCAAAACGAAACUAUUGAAAUUUUCGGCAUUUAAUUUAUUGCCUAUAGUAUAAUAGCAAGAAAAUUCAAGAUGAUUGAUCGAAAUUUGAUAUAAACGGAAAAAGGAAAAUAAAAAAAUAUUAAAAUUUCAUAAAAAA